AUGACUGACAACACCAACCCCGGAAACUUCGCCAACCGCUCCAAGGAAGAGGUCAGGGAGAUUGCCAGCAAGGGCGGCCAGUCCAGCCACCAAGGUGGCUUUGCCAGCAUGGAUGCUGAUAAGCAGAGAGAUAUCGCCUCUAAGGGUGGCCAGGCCUCCAGCGGUAGCUUCAAGCCCGGUGACCCCCGCGCCAAAGAGGCCGGUCAGAAGGGCGGCCAGGCCAGCGGAAACACCGAGUCUGAUGAGUAG
Molecule: messenger RNA, 249 nt
Organism: Penicillium diatomitis
Lineage: Eukaryota; Fungi; Ascomycota; Eurotiomycetes; Eurotiales; Aspergillaceae
Product: con-10 family general stress protein
Exons: 2
Coding region: 1-249 (82 amino acids)
Source: RefSeq, a predicted model, not a curated record